UCUUUUUGAAUUACGGAAAUGGACUCUAUGUGAAGGUUUAUAAUCAAAAUGGAAAGAGUGGAAUGUUGUCUCAUCACAACAGCCUAGUCAGACAGAAACGAGAAUGGACAGUCCCUCCGGCUUUCAUACGGGAAGAGGAAGACAAUUCCUAUAAGAAUCCAAUUGCUAGAAUACAUUCUGAUCUUGAAGAUACAGGGGUAGUGGUAACUUAUACUAUAUCUGGUCAAGGAGUAACAGAACCCCCCUAUGGAUUAUUUGUUAUUAACGGGAAGACUGGAGAUCUGAACAUAACAGGAAGGGUUGACAGAGAAAAGACUCCAAUGCUGCUUCUCAGAGGUCAUGCACUGGAUAAAACUGGAGCAAAGCUAGAAGAGCCAAUAGACCUCCCAAUUAAAAUUGUGGAUAUAAAUGACAAUUUUCCAGUGUUUUCCCAUGAAAUUUUUGUUGGUUCAGUUGAAGAAUUAAGUGAAACAGGUACAAUUGUACUAAGGAUAAAUGCCACAGAUGCAGAUGAGCCAAAUAACCUAAAUUCCAAAAUUGCUUUCAGGAUUGUUUCCCAAAGCCCUAGUGCUGCAUUCAGUAUAGAUAAGGAUACUGGCAUGGUUCGAGUAGCAAAAAUAAACCUUGACAGAGAGACACAAAGUAGCUAUUCAUUGAUGGUGGAAGCAAAAGAUCGUGGUGGUGAAAUAGGAGGGAAUGCUGCAACAUGUUCUUUAGAAAUCAAGAUUUUGGAUGUCAACGACAACCUGCCUGUGGUUGAAAGUAGCACAUUUGAAGGAAGCAUUGAAGAAAACAGAGCAAAUGUGGAAAUUCUGAGAAUAAAAGUAUUUGACAAAGAUGAAGAGUUUUCUGAUAACUGGCUGGCAAACUUUUCUUUUGUUUCUGGCAAUGAAGGUGGUUUUUUUCGUAUAGUAACAGAUACCCAAACAAAUGAAGGAGUUUUGACUGUUGUGAAGGAGCUGGAUUAUGAAACCACGCAAAGCCUGAACUUGGGUGUUGUUGUUACAAACAAAGCAGAAUUCCACAAAUCGAUUAAACACAGUUAUAAAGCACAAACAAUACCAAUCAAAAUCAAUUUGAUUAAUGUGCGCGAAGGCCCUGUAUUCCCUGGUGGCACAAAAAUUAUUGAAGCAAGUGAGAAACUGCAGAUAAAACAAGUUAUUGGACAGUAUCAAGCCUAUGAUGAAGACACUGGAAAACCAAGCACGCAAAUUAUAUACAUGAAGGGAAGAGAUACAGCAAACUGGAUCACAGUAGACUCAGUCACAGGUGAAAUCCGACUUGCUAAAGAACUUGAUUAUGAAUCGCCUCAUGUAGUGAAUGGUACCUACACUAUCACCAUGUUUGGUGUAACUACUGAUCUUCCCAAGAAAACAGUCACCGGCACAGUCGUUAUUCAAGUUAAAGAUGAGAAUGAUAACUGCCCAGUUAUUGUGAACCCUGUGAAAACUGUGUGUUCAGAUGCAAAAUCAGUUGAUGUUACAGCUAAUGAUUUGGAUGGUUACCCAAACAGUGAUCCCUUCAGCUUUACUGUCAUUGAUGAGCCAGAAGGGACAGCAAAUAACUGGAUAAUUGGAUUCAGCAACGGCACCAGUGUACAGCUAGUACCACAAAACCUGAAGCUGGGCAGAACUAAAGUUCCCAUCCUAAUAAAAGAUUACCAAGGGCUGAGCUGUGCUCAAACACAGUCUCUGCAACUGACUGUUUGUAAAUGUGCGGAUGACGGCGUAUGCAGAGAGAAGUUUGUUGGCGCUCAGUCAGUGGGUCUGGGACCAGGAGCGAUUGCACUGAUCAUCUUGGCAUUUUUACUUUUGCUGCUUGUUCCACUGUUACUGCUCCUGUGUCCCUGUGGCUCAGGAGCAAAGGGAUUUGCUGCAAUUCCAGACUACAGUGAGGCGAUGUUGCGUCAGUGGAACAGUGAAGGAGCAGCUCCCGAGGAGAAGCCAGUGCUAAGCUUCAUCCCACCCACUGGAUCGGGGAACUCCAGAGGAGCAACCAGCGGAGCAGUAACAGCAGCAGCAGCAGCAGGAAUGAGUGGAGAGGGAAGUGCAGCAGGAGGAGGCAGCUCUGCCUCUCAUGUAAGAGAGCACUGCAACACUAUCACCAAGGAAAGAUGGGAAGAGCAAAGACAUCUCCUUUCUGGUGCUGAGUAUGGAGCCAUGGCAGCUGGAGGGGCUGAAGGCAUGGCAGGAGUAGAAAGCAAGACAGUGGUGGCUGGAGGAGGAGUCGCAGUGGGAGCAACAGGAGCCAUGAAAGAAGAAUUUUUAAGAGACUACUUCAAUGACAAAGCUGUCUCUUUUGCGGAUGAAGAUGAAACCCAAGCUGCACAUGACUGUCUCCUGGUCUAUUCCCAGGGGGAGUCAGGCUCCCCCCACGGCUCCAUCGGCUGCUGCAGCUUUAUUGAGGGCGAUCUUGACGACCACUUCCUCGAUGAUUUAGGAGACAAAUUUAAGACUCUAGCAGAAAUAUGCAUAGGCAGACACAUCAACAUGAAAGACAGUAGCUCCAGGAAUGAGUCAGGUUUCAGUCUUAAUGACUCACAGCUCUUAGAUCAGCAGAAUGCUUCCAGCUUGGAACAAGCCUUUGCUUCAGGCAGCCGCUUGCAGCCUGCCCCACCAAUGCACACAGGAGAAGACACCCUGUCCAAGGAAGUGGUCACAGAAACAACCUUUGCAUCCUGCUCUGAGCAGCACAAUGCCCAGCCCUUUCCCACAGCCCACUCUGAGACCAAUUUCACCAUGACAGAAAUGUCCUAUUCUGCAGGGACUCCUGCCCCCUCGACUGCUGUCUUUCUAGACCCUCAGUUUAAAGAGAACAUAGUGGUGACAGAGAGAGUGCUGGCCCCUGCGUCAAGCUUGAAGGGUAUGGUGGAAAUCCCCAGUUUGCCACACGGAAGUAACGUGGUAGUUACAGAGAGGAUGGUGAAAUCAGAUGGUGCCGGGACAGGAGCCCUGACAGUUCAGGAUCUCCCUGACUCGCAGUAUGUCGUGGUGAGGGAGCGGGAGAGGGUGCUCGUGCCUGCUGCAGAGCAGGGCUCGCUCACAUUCCCUGCUGGGGCAGGGGGGCACAGCGUGGUGGUGAAUGAAAGGGUGGCAACAGCCUUGGGGAUGCAGAGCAGGGCUGAACAGGCAGCAGGUGCUGGCCCAGGAAGGCAAGACCAUGUCUUGAUCACAGACUCCUCGCUUAACCAGGCAGGUUCCAGCAUAGAAGGGCCUCCUUCUGCCACUGCCACGCUGAGCAAAUCUUCCAGGGUCACCAAGUACAGCACAGUGCAGUACACUCGCUCCUAGCCUGGUCCCUUGCAGGGACAUCUCUGUCUGGCACUCUUGUAUCCAUAUGUGUCUUGCCUCAGGCAUUUUCUUGAGACCUGAAUAUACUGGCACUUUCAGAAUGACACAGAAUCACUUAUGGUAAUUUGUAUAAAUGAGGUUUAUGACCAGGAAGUUCGUAAGGAAGUCUCCUGCUAUUAUGCAAGAUUGGCAGCAAUGCUGUUGAAGUGGAAAGAUGGUGGAAAUAUACUUGUUUUCCCCUUUGUUUGCUAUUUUUGUAAUUGUUUUUUAUUACUCCGUUAGUGUAACAAUACCACAUAACCACAGCUUCAUAAUUAGGGGAGAAUAAAAGUCUAAAUCUAGUGAUGGACAGUAGUGUGCAAAGCACAAGCUAGGCUCCUGUACUGUUGUUUAGUAUGUAAGCAAGUUCUUUACUGUGAGGGUGGUGAAGCACUGGAACAGGCUGCCAAAAGAAGUGAUAAAUGCUCCAUCUGC
This is a messenger RNA of Melopsittacus undulatus (budgerigar), 3764 nucleotides long. RefSeq names its product desmoglein-2. Gene Ontology annotation, biological process: homophilic cell-cell adhesion. Gene Ontology annotation, molecular function: calcium ion binding. The transcript is spliced from 14 exons. Gene Ontology annotation, cellular component: desmosome; plasma membrane. The record is from RefSeq and is a predicted model, not a curated record. NCBI's taxonomy places the organism in Eukaryota, Metazoa, Chordata, Aves, Psittaciformes, Psittaculidae. The coding region runs from base 63 to 3290 and encodes 1075 amino acids.